Molecule: messenger RNA, 2252 nt
Organism: Austrofundulus limnaeus
Lineage: Eukaryota; Metazoa; Chordata; Actinopteri; Cyprinodontiformes; Rivulidae
Product: sodium- and chloride-dependent GABA transporter 2
Exons: 16
Coding region: 281-2146 (621 amino acids)
Biological process (GO): sodium ion transmembrane transport; amino acid transport; nitrogen compound transport
Cellular component (GO): plasma membrane; cell projection
Molecular function (GO): gamma-aminobutyric acid:sodium:chloride symporter activity
Source: RefSeq, a predicted model, not a curated record
AUUGACGCCCUGAGUUUGUCCUGUCAGGCACACCGUCGCUGCAGAAAAACAACGCUUUAUUAUAAUUCGAAAACACAUUUUAAACUUUGCAUUGUUUGGUUAUAGUUGUUUUAGUUUUUACAGUUUGCUGUGUUGCAGAACCCUUGCAUUCUAUCUGUCAUGAGACAGCCCCAGCGUGUCCUGAAGGACGCGCCCCUGUUUAAAAUGAAGGCUGCGCUUCUAACUUCUCCCAGACAAUCAAGAGAUUAAAGACUGACGGAGUCCAAAACUGUGCCAGAUCAUGACUGAAGAAGCCAAUACUACYAAAGCGGAACCACAAGAGGGGACUCUGGCAAGGGAGAAAUGGGCCAACAACAUGGAGUUUAUUCUCUCUAUGGCAGGAGAAAUAAUUGGCCUGGGAAAUGUCUGGCGUUUUCCCUAUUUGUGCUACAAGAAUGGAGGAGGUGUCUUCCUCAUCCCCUACUGUGUGUUCCUCUUCUGCUGUGGUAUCCCUGUGUUUUUCCUGGAGACUGCAUUGGGCCAGUACACCAGUGAGGGCGGGGUAACCGCCUGGAGGAAGAUUUGCCCCAUGUUCGAGGGGGUGGGGAUCGCAUCCCAAGUGAUAGUGAUCUACUUAAACAUUUAUUACAUCAUAGUUUUGGCUUGGGCYAUUUUCUACCUAAUAAACUCCUUCAAAAGCCCUCUGCCGUGGUCGACAUGUGACAACUGGUGGAACACCGAAUUAUGUUUUGGUCGCAUUGGCCUUUAUGCCAACCCUGAGCUUUUUCAACCUGGAUCCAACUGGUCCUUCCUGCACAACAUCACCUCAGAUGACUACAUGACAAACUACAGUUACAUCAAUGAGACAUUACUGACAGCCAACUCACCUGAAGAGGAGUUUUGGAGGAAUCGAGUGCUAAGAAUGUCGGCUGACAUGUCUCUGGGUAAAGUGCACUGGGACUUGGCUCUGUGCCUGAUGUUUGCCUGGGUGAUWUGUUACUUUUGCAUCUGGAAGGGAAUUAAAACCACUGGAAAGGUGGUGUACUUCACCGCCACGUUCCCCUACGUAAUGCUCUUCAUCCUCUUCAUCCGUGGAGUGACGCUGCCUGGAGCUGCAGCCGGCCUGAAGUUUUACCUCAACCCAGACUUCAGCAAACUCGCCGACCCAGAUGUGUGGCGCGAUGCAGGGACUCAGGUGUUCUUUUCCUACGCCGUGUGUCAGGGAGUCCUCACAGCUCUGGGAAGCUACAACAAAUACAACAAUAACUGUUACAGGGAUUGUCUGGCUCUGUGCUGUCUGAACAGCGUCACCAGCAUCUUCGCUGGUUUCGCCGUCUUCUCGGUGCUCGGGUUCAUGGCUCACGACCUCAACAUUCCUGUGAGUGAAGUUUCUGCCAGUGGUCCUGGUCUGGCCUUCGUAGCCUACCCCAAAGCUUUGUCAUUGCUUCCCGGCUCGUCUUUCUGGGCUGUGCUAUUCUUCCUCAUGAUCCUCUUCCUGGGCCUCGACAGUCAGUUUGUGUGCGUGGAGAGCCUGGCCACAGCCCUCACAGACCUGUUUCCAAACCGUCUGAGGAGACCGGGUGCCAGGGAGAAGCUGGUCCUGGUCAUCGCUGUAGCUUGCUUCCUGCUGGGGCUGAUGUUUGUUACUGAAGGAGGGAUCCACAUCUUCGAGCUGGUUGACACCUUUGGUCCGAGUGGAACCAGCCUUCUUCUGAUUGCUUGUAUAGAGACCAUUAUAAUUGGCUGGCUUUACGGUGCGGACCGUUUCUAUGAUAACAUUGAGGACAUGAUUGGGUACAGACCACUGCCUCUGCUGAAGUACUGCUGGUUGUUUGUCACCCCGCUCAUCUGUGUGAUUACAAUGGUGUAUAACCUGACAAAAGAAAACCCUGUCAGUCAUGAUAGAUUGUCUGGAGCCUGGGCUACCAUGAUGGCUGUUAUCCUCAUCGCCACGCCCAUUUUAUGCAUCCCAGCAUUUGUUUUCUACUCAUUGUGGAAAAAUCCCAACAACUUGAUAACCCCGUCCCAAGACCUGCGCCAGGUUUCCCCCCACAGCCCCGUGCUCACGCUGGGCCACCUCGUCAUCUUUAAAGGACAGAGCCGACCGACGAGUAGGGCGGAUGAAACGAACGAGAAGUUGAUGAUGGAGGAACGGAACAGGGUUUGAUGUCAACUAUGAUUUACGUACAUUAAAAAAAAACAUUUUUCAUAUGUUUACAGAACUUCUUUAAAGACUAUUUUUCAUCAUUCCCYAUAAAAAUUCUGCAUUUUUU